Spirometra erinaceieuropaei is the source of this 12170-nucleotide messenger RNA. The record is from the annotation of a GenBank genome assembly. Lineage: Eukaryota; Metazoa; Platyhelminthes; Cestoda; Diphyllobothriidea; Diphyllobothriidae.
AUGCAGUUGAUAUGGACUUUGGCGGCUGGCUUCCUCUACUGUGAAGUCCUUGCGGUUACGUUUCUACUGCUCCCCUUUGUAUCGGUGCAACGGUAAAGUCCCACGUCUUUGAAAUGCUGAUACUAUUUUUCCAUAUCAAUGUACCUUCAGACACGUCCUUCAUCUUCUGUUCAGAUAUUUUACGUGCCAUGAAAAAAAAACCUUGACUAAACAUCCUAGUGUGUUGAUCCGAUUUCCAAUGAAUUCCCUUUGAAAUUUGUAAUAUAUGGCUCGGAUGCCUCCUGUGGAUCACGAAUACCAGAAAAAUCCGACAUUCAGGGUGGGGAGGGGGAUCUCGCAAAGCAUGGUCUCAGAAGUAGAGGCUAACGACAGAGAUUGAUACCAGGGCUAUGAAGGAUAGUGUACCUAAACGAUUUCCAUGUCAAAUGCCGGAUGGGAGCAAGGCAUUACCUGACAUUUCAAAUUGAAAUAAUGGUUACCUGUUGCAAGUUCGCGACGGUGGACAACAAAUAUGCUCCCUGUUCCUCCCCCCUCCCCCCAGGUUACCGUCUGCUGCCCUUCUGGGGGUUUCUCGUGGGAUGUGAUAAGCGUGUUCAUUGGUCCUCUCGUCUCCACUCGCGCACCCCUACGCCGAUGGCUCUUCACGUACGCCGAGGGGCGCUCCCGUUCACGACCCCUCUGAUCACCAAUCCGCGGUCUAAUCAAGUCCAUGCCGUGACUCACGAAUUUGCACUUCGGUGUGACCAUGUGUCAUGUGACAAUUAACUGCAACCACACGCGAGCUCACUCACACAUGCAGGCGCUCACUGUCGCGCAAACCACGUGCUGUAAACACGCCGUCAGUUUUACACGUCAGGUUUUUCUUGCCGAAGCCGGUACCAUCAUUAAGACGACAGUCCUUGGUAGAUAUCAUCCGGCCGUUUGGUCUUUUUCAUCACCAUCCGGACUCAACUCCAUAUUUUGAUAACCGCAGUAUAAAACGUAGUCUACAGAACCCAUUCUGAUGGAUAGCUCAUUUUGUAGGCUGCCCUAUGUCAGUAAGUUUAAUACACUAUGACAACCUGUUCAUUGGUUCAUACUACGAUUUAUAGUCAUACUCACGAUCCUCAUCAUCAGAAGCAACUACUGAUAGGGGGUUUACAGUAUUUACAGGAUGCAGUUUCCGUGCCACUUCCUAUCUAUGAAGGUUAGCUGGUCGCAUAUCCGUGGCAGAUGCUCGACCUUGACACAUUGGCCGCUUGGUCGUCCGUUGACGUCCGUUGGUCGGGCGUUGGCGUGGUUCCGUCAACAGCAUUGAUUAUCAGCGCCUUAAUAGCUGGACAAUAUUGUUCACGAAUGCUGUCACUAGUAGCUCGCUCCCUCCCCACCAAACUGAUAACUCUCCCCAGACUCUGUCAGGUCAGGUUUGGAAUUAUUCUGGAAUUGAGAAGGACUUCAAGCAUCAAAAGAUACGUUUUGAUCAAGUAUAAAAUAUGACGAAAUGACUAACGACCAACUGUGCAGAAGAAAGAGAAUUUUUUUACGUGAUUUUUUCAUAAAAUGAUCGGAUCUCAUUUCGUAGCCUUACCCGCAGUUGACAAGACCCAGCCUAACCCCAACCCCUAACCCUAACCCCAAUCCGUAACCUUAACCCCAACGCCUAACCCUAACCACUAACCCUAACCCCUUACAGGUACGGCUACGAAGUAAGAUCUUGCCCAUAAAAUGAAGUUACAUUUUAGGGGCACCAGCAAUUAAUUUGAAAAAUUCAUACCACACAAGUAGUCACUAUUUGCGAGCAACCGGGCAGAAGCUCGUUAGAAAGCGGGGAUCCUGAUGUGACUUAAAUAUUUGGGAUUGUGCUGCGUGGUAGUUGGUAAUACUUUCGAACUGAAUACACAUUUCAGCAUCUCGACUAAUAUUUCAUGGGAUAGCCCACCUACUUUACUUAGUGUUUAUUUCGGUUUAGCUACAAGAUACCUAGCCCAAUUUACGAUCCCCUUACCAGGGCAUCAUCGUCACAAGAUGGGCUCAUAGUGACUGAAGCAUCCUCUUCCAGCGACGCAGCAAAGUUCGUCUCAACAGUGUGUAUGUCUCUUCAUAUGAUAUGCAAAUAAGCUCCCUGAUAAAACUGAAAGAGAUUCAUGCAAUUUUCUACUUGAACUAAUUUUCAGCUCAUUCCGCGCCCGUCUUCAAAAGAUUUAGGUAUCCAUCGAUGCAUAAUGUCAGGGGAAUUGGAUGCAGAAUGAGAUCUCACACCGAAAGAUACCUUACUCUCGUGGAACCCAAAUGCCCGACCUUGGAGGCCAGGCGGAAGCCAGGCGACCAAGUCGAUCGAACUUGUUUAGCCGGCUCAGAUCGGAGGUACACUUUGCGCCGUCCUUAACAAAUGGUACCGGUUUAGUAUCAGAGUUCGGUGGGAAUCUUGCUAUUUGGAUGGCCACCGACUGGGACUAUGACGAAGAUAUCACAUAGUUUUCAGCGUAGUCAACUCAAUUUUUCAUGACAUUCGUUCUCAGCCUCUCAGCUAGCAGUCAGUGCUACUGUAUUCGUGACAUUUUGAGCUUCUUUACAACUGCCUUAGUAUAAAAACUCGUGACUCGGAUUACCGUUAUGGCUAUCUUCAUUUUUCCAAUAAUAUCCUGAGAUCUGUCCUUUCGCCUGUCUUUGGACCACGAUAUGGGCUAUCAGGGCACUUCAUUUUUUCAACGUUUUUUCUAUAGUUGCACCUGCUGACGACAGCUCACGUGUCCGUGACGCAAUACGUGAGCCCCAAAAUACAGUAGCCAUUGUCCUGAUGCAGUCACCUAGUAAUUACUGGUCUUUUAGGAACACCUUUUAGGUGACAUGUUUGUGUUUGAGCCCCUAUGCUAAUUAGAAAAAGUCUCAAUUUUAAUCGUGUUUCUCCUCUCCGAUUGCAUUGUUGUCAGCAGUACUUCGCUUUACUUAAACUUUUAGCGGACAUUAGACUUCUACUAUCAAGAGCAGAUUGAGCUAUUUACUCUUUAUUUGGGCAUUCUGAACGCUCGGAUGGCGAAGAGUUAGCUGCGCUAUUUGCUAACCAUCUCACAGGCAAUACCGCCUGCAGGGCUGCGUGGAUUCGCUAACGUUUUCUGUUGACCUACACUUGCAUAUCCAAUACCCAAUCAAUCUCAUCUCUAAUUCCUAGGUUUUUCGGAAAAUACUGGCCGGUUUCAGAAGCAGACGUUCAUUUUUGAAAAAUGUGACACUACAUAUGUUGCAGUAUAUAUGACACAAUAUUAUCUCUGAACACGUAUGCAUCUCUGCCAUCGAUGAGCAAGAUACUUUAUACCUCGUCGAUAAAAUCCACUGAUUUUUACGCCAAGAAGUCUUACAAAUCCAGUUUUUAUCGAGGUUUUGUCCGUGGGAGCUUUGCUGCGUAGAAAGUGUCUUGAAGCAGGAAAAAGUGGUAGUAGGUAGGCGAAAAAAAUAAAGGAUAAUUUGGAGAAUAUGGUAAAAUGUCGUAUCCCAAGUCGUCGAGUUUCUACAGUGGCAUACUGGAGAGAUGUAGCCGAACAUUCUUGCGGAGCAGAACUGAAUGGAGUCCACUCACUAGUUCAGGUCUCAUUGGCCCAAGUGAACAUGGAUUUCUUCGAGUUGCCUGCAGUAAACCUUUGCUGGGAUGUUCUUAUUAACCUCGAGAAAGUCUUAAUAGUCCAUAUCGACCACACCAUCAGAUCGCUGAUGUAACUUCGGUUUUGAGGAAUGUUUGCAGGUUCGUCACCAUCGAGCCAUUGUCCUGGUCAAGAAACAAAUCAUAACAGUUCCCUAUAGAGAGAAAGCACUGAACUCCCUUUAAAGUGCCGAACUCCUUGACUUUCAUAGAGCUCAUGUGAGACCCAUUUAUCGAGAUUUAUUCCCUUACUUAUUUGCACCGGAUGAUUGAACACCGUUGUAAUAAUAAUAAUAGAUUCAAUUAUCUCAGACAUUUCUCUGACAAUUUGACAUGGAUUUUCUUCAAAAAUUGCAUCCAGAAGUUUAUUUUCAAGAGCGCAUGGUUUUCCGCUAACUUGUCAAUCUUCAAGACUUCCAGUUUCAAUGCGGAAUUCAUAAAACCCCCUUUGUACUGUUGGAUCACUUACAGCCCCUUUUUCCCACGCUCUGUUAAUGUGGGCUGAUGUGUAUGAGGCAAAAUAACUGAAUUUGAACUCCUGCAAUACACAAACACCUUCCUUCUUUGUCAAUAUUCAUUGCUGGAGGCAUAUAUACUUCUAAACUAUACUAUGAAAGAAAUUACAGGAGCAUUAUUAGAAGCUUACAUCACUUAUUAAGCAUGCGAAAUGUCGUAUGAGACACUACAAAAGUAGAAUUUACUUUCAAUUUUGAAAAGAGGGUAGGAAAAUCGCCCAGUAUUUUCCGAACGAUCUAGUAUUGAUUAGCUAAUGUCGCCCAUAAAUAUGCAUGGUCUAGUACAUCUAGGUUUCCUAAACCUAAAACAACAGUAAAUAUUUCAGGUAUUAAACGAGCAUUGCAAUCUCAGUCGAGCAUUCAGAAAUCUAUAACAGUAUAUGCUUUCGGAUAGCGUUUUAAAUUAAGAAUUAAGAGUCGAACGUGGGUAUAUGGACUUCCCUCGGGUAUAGAUGGUACUGAGAUGAAAUCUCUGGGGGAGGGGGGAUGGGAGUACCGACUCAUGUGUCUUAACCGAACCCUUGCGCUAACCAUAAUUCUAACCCCCGGGGAAAUUAGCGUAAGGCCACCUGUAAUCUUGGAAGGGAGAAGUACUUAUUCAUGUGCCCUAUUCGAACUGAUAAUUGGUAUAUAUCAUGACUAGAUGUAUUUUUCUAAAUCCAUAAAUGCCUUUUUCAUUUUCAGCUGGAACGCCAUUUUCAAUUCGCGCGUUUCUAGAAUUAUAUACUCCAAUGGAUCAUUCUACUUUAAUGCCCGCUUGGUCCUACUCAUUGCAUUGCUUAUUGGUAAGCAAAAUUCACCAAAUAUUAUGAUCUUAUGCGUUACUUUGCGAAAAGAAACAGCCAAUUACAUGAUAAACCGCAAAAAUCAGAUGCAAGGCGACGAAUAGUGCAUUACGGGGAAGUAGGGAAAAAAACAACAUUACCUACCUUAUACGGAUAAGUAGCAAAUGGCUUAUUCAUAAACUCUGUUAUGCUAGUCGCCUAUUGUGAGAAAAAUUAACGCAAAAGACAGCUGCGAUCGGGACCCACAUGACCCGAAAAUGUUUGCUACGAGAUCGGCUGGGUCCGAUAAUUUAGGAAAUUUCUGCCAGACACACUUAUCGCUUUUGUGGUCAGUAAUGCAGGCUGUCUCAUCCUGCAGAAUCUUUCGCAAUCUGCACGUUGAACCUGUCCGUCUCCCUGAUCAUAGGUGUACUUCUGUUUGCUCGUAAUAAGUACCGGUGUCGCUAAUUAAACUGACAUGAGGGAUUCAGCAACAUCUCUACUUACUCGUAUCUCCACGAUCAGUUUUUCUCAACUUAAUUAUCCCUAUGUUGUUCUCGUGAAAUGAUCCUGUUUUUUUUCAGAAAGCAUUAGGAAAAUGUGGCUGAACAGUACGGCACUGUCGGAUUUAAAAAGCCACCCAGAGGACUUCAAUACUGAGACAGAAACCAUCUUCCUGAAGCGUCUGUUCAAAUCCCAGCGGAACCUCUACAUCUGCGCUCUCGCGCUCUUCCUCUGCUUGUGCGUAAGCCAAAGUAAAAUGCAUCUUUUUCUGUAACUCUGCAUUUAAGAUCGACGAAGAUAGGGGAGAGCUAAAUAGCCAUUCGUAACUUCUUUCCCCUAAUUAGACAGUCCUAUUACGACCGCAGAUGUCGAGCCUUUCAGUCUGCUGACCACCCGACUGAUCUGUGGGUACAAAUCCCGUCGGGUGACUACGCAGAAUCAGGUGGAGGUGGCAUUUGCCAAUCCAACUUGACUGAUGGACGUGCAUGCCGCUUUCCAUUCUCUCCUUGGAGCUUCAACCAAGGGCCCUUGCUUGCAAUGCUAAUAGCCAUUUCUAGCUUAUUAACAGUAAUCGGUGUGAUACAGGCGAAGAUGCGAGUUCCAGGAACUAGUUGAUCAGACGAAGAAGAGGCGAUCGCUGGAACAAAGGUUUUAUUCGCCUGAAGUUUCGGAUUCUCAAUUGAACCCAUCAUCAGAGACAGUGGCAAAAAAGGGUGACUCGUGCACAGGAAGUUGCAGUAUUUAUAGGAUGCAGUCGCUAUGCCAUCGCACACCUAUAGCAAUUAACCGCGCUCCCCGUCAUCAAGGAUUGUUGCCCGCUGGUGCGCUAAUUGCUUGAUGGUCGGCAUGCCAGUUGUUAAUUGCCGAAAUGGCAUCACCCGUGUUGGAUGCCGGCGUGAUGAUUGCUCGGCCAUCUGGCUCACCGGCGACAGGACCUAAGCCGGCAAUGGGGCAAUCAGCACAGCCAAUGAAAACGCGGAUGAUAAUUGCACUUCAGCGAUCGUCUAUCUCUAGGUCACAGGUUGGAGUCAAUUUCUAACUCCAAGAAGCGAGGGGGCGGUUAUGUCGACGCCACCCACUUCUCUGUAGCAUCCAGUGCAUGACCUUUAUAGAUCAAUACAUUACAUUAGUCGAUGUUAAUAUCGCGGUAGCUUAAGCCGAAGGCACCAGGACCUGAAAACCCGGCUCCGAAUGCAAAGACAAGACGCUAGACGCCAGUUAAGGGAAGACUGGAGCGACAGUUUAAAUAAGUUGGUGCCUGGACGAGAGAGCACGCCCCGCGACUCAGGUGACAAUGAGGAAUGAGUCAAAGCACCUUGAGUCAGAGUACGCCUGAGUCGGCAUUGAAGAUGGUUGGCUGAUUUAGACAGUCGUGAUUGGCCGAGAACCAGACUGUCACUGCUGCGCACGGGCCAUCACUCGCGUCGCAACAGGUGUCUGAAUUAGGACCAUUAGAAGCAUACUAAAGUAUUGUAUGAAACCAUGACAACAGAAGCUUGCCUUUUUUCGAUGGAGAAAACCGCGCACUGAUAUUACAGAGCAUUUAUUAAGGGAAAUAUGGUUUCCAUGAGGGGAACUUCUUCCUCAGCCUAUUUGUAGUGCUAUAUAUUAUAUACAUAUUGCAUACUAUAUUAUAUAAUUAUAUAUUGCGAUAUAUUAUUAUUUGUAUUAUAUUACAUAAAUUAUAUAUUAGGUAUUGGGACCCAGUCAUCACAAGAAAUAUAAUUUGAAGAUGGCAGGUUCUUUGGAAAAAGUAAGAACUUUAUUAGUAAAUUUUCGAAACUGGUUCCUCAGCUUGUCGUCAGACUUUUGGACUAUGUACGAAAACAGUUAACUAUUUAAACCAUAUCGAACAAAUGAUUCUGUGGUUGGCCGACGUCUGCGCCAAUGCGCGUCAGUGAUACUUCUUCAACCCCUCGGCAAUGGCUGCGCUCGCCUCCAUUUGUCUUUGAGAAAUAUGUACGUGGAAUCUAGGUCGAUAGACCGAUUGAUGCAUGACUCAUCUGAGUGCAUUACCUCCAGGAAUUCUCGGUCUUUCCUUAUUGGGCAGGCGCCAUAAAUGCGAGUGUUCUCCCAGGCAAACUGGUGUCCGGUGUCCAGUGUGUGCAUUGCCACCUGGGAUAGAUGGUCUCGUCUCCUCACCGCUAACUGAUGCUCAUGUAUACGGGUUGAGACGGAUUUCUCGGUCUGGCCACAAUAGACGACAUCACAACUGGUACAUGGGAUCUUUUAGACAACACCUUUUCUAUCGAGACAGCCAACUCUAUCCUUAGGGUGUACAAGCUGUGUAGACAAGGUGGUUGUAUUUUUGUGUGCUACUUGUAUCUGAUGUUUUUUCAGCUAUCUUUCGACAAGCUCAGAUACAUUUUUCACGUAUUAAAGAUUUCGCCAGGUGAGUGUUUUUGGUGCCUGGGUAGUCGAGCCAAAACGCACUGUUCUGAUGAAGAAAGUCACCAGGCAGACAUGAAAUGCCUCUUUUAAUUAUUUUCCCACAAGGGGUGCCCGCGCGACUUUGUGCGCCAUUGAAUGAAGCAUGAGUUUAAGCACAAAGGUAUUUCAAGCAACACGGCCAACCACGCAGACUUCGGCCAACCACAGAAUCACUUGUUCGAUACGGUUUAAAUAGUCAACUGUUUUCGUACAUAAACCAGAAGUCUGACGACGAGCUGGGGAACCAGUUUCGAAAAUUUACUAAUAAAGUUCUUACUUUUCCCAAAAACCCUGCCAUCUUCAAAUUAUAUAUUACAUAUCGUGUUCACCAUCCCCCGAAGAAUAAGAAGAAGAAGAAGAAGAAGAAGAGCGGGCGAAUUCAUGGACUAUAUUGUAUUUGAACUGACGUUUUGGAGACUUCCUCGUUUCCCUCAUCAGUGUAGUGUGCUUGUUGCUCCUACUCUGAUGAUGGAAAGGAGGAAGUUUCCGAAACGUCAGUUCAAAUACAAUAUGGCCCAUGAAUUCGCCCUCUCUUCUUCUUCGUCUUCUUCGGGAGAGGGUGAACGCGAAACAAUGCCUGGAACUCAAAUCUUUACGCAUAUUAUGUAUAUUAUAUUAUCAUAAAUGAUUAUAUUUUUAAAUAUUGUAUUAAUCUAAAUUUUAAAUGACGGCGUUCGUCACCGAUUUCGUAGUCAGUAGAUAUCGAAUAUCUCCGAGAAGUGAGUUUAAAGAGUAAAUUACGGUCGUGCUUUCCUAAAGGUAGACGUCUCUGCUCGUCAUUCCCGCCAUAAACACGUUUAACUACUCCGGAGUGUCAACAGAAGCGAAGAGGUGGGUCCCAGGAAACAGUCGUAAGGAAGGAGAUACGAUCGCUGGGACAAGAGCUUUGUUCGCCUGACGUUUCGGAUUCCUGCUCGAACUCAUCAUAAGAAACAAUUGCAGGUAAUAGCACCCGUAUCUGCUAUUGUUUCUGAUGAUGGGUUCGAGCAGGGAUCCGAAACGUCAGACGAACAAAGCUCUUGUCCCAGCCACCAUAUCUCCUUUUUUACCCUGGAGCGUGUUAGAAAGAUAGGUUAAAAUUCCCUGUGCCCACCCAUUCUUCUCAUUUAUGUCCGGGAGUACGUACUUUCGCUUCUAUUGACUGGUUAAGCUGUUACAGUCAGCACUAACUCGAUCGGAUCUUAUUUCGUAGACGUACCUGCAGUAGGCAACCCCUAACUCCAACCUCUAACCUCUGAUCCCUAACACCCAACAGGUACGGCUAUGAAAUAAGAUCUUGCCAUGCAACUAUUAUCUGACUGUAGCCGCCGCCGCCGCUAAAACCACCACUGCCGUCUUUCAGCCAUCAUUCGCGAUCCGCCACACUUCUCAACUCAACGCGCCUGACAAGCAUAACAAUCCAUCUUAAUUUCCAUCUUGAAAAAGCGGACUCAAGACAACUAACACUUUGAUUGACCUUUUAGGAAGCAUGCAUAUCUCAUCUGAUGAAAUUGCGAAAACCUCAGCCAGCUCUACGGGGGUUCAAAUCCGCGACUGCAAGUACAAGGCCUGAGUAAAGCCAACACCUACUAACUAAGUGGGUCCGGUAGUCGUCUGGCCGUCUCUAGAUUAAUUGAUGGAGAAAUCCUGCUCGCGCGGUCAGCUUACUGCGUCCUAAUUAGUGGAUUCCAUACUUUAUAGUGGUUUCGGCAAGUAACUUGACGCAAAUGUCACUAGACUCAUGGCUCUCGGUCGGCGACCGUGUCGGUUGUACACGAGCCUCGCACUCGUUGCCGUCAGUUCAGAACAUUGUGCAGACCGCAUUGUUUCUUAGCAGUUUGGCCAGACAAAAUAGCGCAUUCGCGAUGCAACCGAAUUCAUCCAUGGGACCUAGUUGCAGGCUGACUUACGAUUUCGAUUUGUCAUGGGAACUGGUAAGGCGACGAGGAACCAGUGGUCGAAAGUUUUCUCUACAACGACCGGAGCGGCAGUUUCCGGUUUUCCGCCCUCAUCAAACGGCCAGACCCCGGCAAGUCUGGAAAGUUGAUCCCCAGUUCCGUUGCUAUAGGGUGCAAAUAGCCAGCAGCUGCACUACCGGCCCAUGGUCUUUUGGGUACAGAAAAUCUUGCUGCGACGACAUCCUUCGCUCAGACAAGGGGUCCAAGACGGCUACCGCAGUCUGCUUUGUUCUUGUUUGUUUUAGACAUUUUAAUGUGUUCUAAGGAGAUGGCCUUCUAUUUUUGCGGUCAUCCAGAACUAGCACACAGUCCAAAGUCUUGCUCUUUUGUUACAGCGUGAUACACCGUCUGACGAAGCUCAUUGCUGACCAGGCUCGCAUGUUAGCUGAUCAGCAGACAUUCUCGGAGAUGCCGAACUUCGAAAGCCCUACAUCAGUUAUUUCCACCGCAGGAAAGGGGAAAGUCGCCAAGGAGCAAUCAUUGGUAGGUCCAACACAGCCUGACUGGAAACUUAAAUACCUGGAGUAGGUGGGUUAACUCAUGAAAUACCAACCGAAAUUGUUAAAUGCGUUUCCGUUUCGAAAAGAUUAAUUAAGUAGACUUGUAAAGCUAAUCGUCUUGCAGUAUAAUUCUCUAAAAUGACUCGGUUACCUCAGGAUGCCGGCUUUCGAGUGAACUUCUUUUCAGCUGCAUACAAAAACCAUACUCUACAAAAAAUACCUACUUAAGUUGCACGGAUUUUUGUCAUUGGUUUUCGAUGCCCUAAAAAAUUCAUUUAUAUUUCAUGGAAAACAUUCAGAAAAAUAUUCAUUCUUUUGCUCAUUUUGAAGAAAAUUUUUAAAUUGACAUUUUUUAAUACCGUAAAAAGGCCGUCUAUAAAAGUUCUGUCUCUGCAUUUACUAAUGUGGCUCGUAAAGUUGACAAUAUGGUUCAGAUUCACUGCUAAAUUUUAUGAAACUCAUACGGCCUCCUCUUAAUACCGUAAAGAAAUAUAUGAUUUUCCCCACGUGGAAAAUAUACGGCUUGAGGAAAUGAGCGAGUCCCCUCCCUCCUACCGGCGUAUUGGCAGUCGGUCUACCGAAGCGGCCUCUGAUUGGAUACUUUAUACUCUGUUGAGUGGUUGCCAUAGUACGACCACUGUCAAUUCUUUCGAUGUUACUUUACUUUACGAAGCCAAAGGAUCCAGUGUGCGCUAAGGCUCGCGUGCUUAUGCGAUUUCCGGCAAAUUAGUCGAUUGAGACAUAAAAAACUGAUGACGUUUUCUUGUAAAACAACGUCUGCUUUGCUGAAAAGACGGUAAACUGCCAUCUUUUCACUGAAAAUUGUCAAAAAGUUUGUUUGCGCUGAAUGAAGGACCACAGGAGAAAAGUGCUUUCGAUUUUACUCCUACAAGUUUUCUUAGAGUGGUCAUAAUUUAGGCUGGAGGGGGAGCGUGCAAUGGAAUUCGAAUUGUAGCAGACAAAUCCGUUUCUCAUUCAUAAUUACAUUGCACUAUGUCUCCCUGAUUCUAGACCAGAUCUGACAACUCAGAGGAUGAAAUCGCCAAAUUAACGGAACAGAUUGCAGUUGCACAGGAAGGUAAGUUUCAUAAAUCCACCGAAAAAUUGGAUUUAUUGCUAAGCAUUUGGAGCUUUACGAGGAGUCAUUGAACCUACAAAGUUGAUAGGAGCGGGUAAAGAAAUGAGAGAGGCGGACGGCCGUUUCUGGCUUUUUAGCCGUCAACAGUCAGUUAUGCCCAACUCCAGGUUUACGGGAUCUGAGAUUUGAAACCGGAUCCUCUGACUAUAGAGCGUUAAGUAGCCCAAAGUUUCGCCCUUAAGUCAGGGACCCGUUGUCUCCUCAGUUGUGAUCGUGAAUAUUAACUGUGGCGAAGGAAGCUCGCCGUUUAGGUUACGGUUAGUAGUUGUCGCUUUUCACCUUGUGGUGCAAUCUAGAGCCCACGCGGACAGUCGCAUAGCGGCUAGUCUUUGUCGGCACGCCCCAUCACUGCAUAGGCAUUACUAGUCGUUAUGCAACUGCCCGCGAAGACUCUAGACCGGUCUCCAAGGUACACCCGGGCAUUCACUUUCUGUAGCCUGAUCUACCAACGCCCUUCCAUCAUAGAUAAUGCUGCACAAAUGCAACAUGCCUAUUUACUCAUGAUUAAUUUAUCUCCCAGUCCUACUUAUGUUUGCACGACAGAAAAGAAACUCGCGGCAGCUGAGCUAAAGGAAGCACGUCUGCAGACAGCUCAACUUGCCAGGGAAUAUGCAGAGGUCGCGGAAAAGUUUGAAACUCUCAAGGUAGGUAGCAGGAUCGAUUUCAUGCGACCUAUGAGAAACCCUUUCAUGUGGGUCUGUACAUUUUGCCGUAUAUUGUUUUACAGGUGGAACUGCGGUCUCUUUCCGAUGCUUCCGUUGGUCAGUAA